AGGAGGGGAGCUUUUCAUUGGAACUUCCUGCUAUAUAUAGUGGAUUCUUCAAACUUCUUGACCCGACUUGAAUCACUCUAAAAGGCAUCCACGGUCAUGCAAAGCCAUGAUUUUCCUUUCAAAGAAGCCAUAGGAGCAGAUUUGCAUUCAGUGGAAACUUUGGCCAAUGUUGAUAUUGAAGAACCCAGUUGGUGGGUAUGGGUCACACAUGACAUGGUUCCUGGUAAUACAGAAGAGUGUAGUGGAAUUGAUAACGAGAGUUAUGUGAUUAUUACCGAGGAGCUACUGGUUAAUGGGGUUGCCAACUUCAUGGUUAGGUCCAUUCUUGCAAACCCAAAAUCUAAGAGCUUAACACCAGAGGAACUGCGGAAAAGUGCAUUUUGUUUCUCAAGUUGGGUCCUAAGGGUGAGAAGGAGACAAUGUUGUGGGUACCACAUGCCUUUAACCAUUUGUGUGUCAAUGAUCUGAUUCUUAUAUAUUCAUGUGAUGGAUUUAUGUUGAUUAUGUAUUUUUUGGCCUCUCAUUUGGUUAUUCUUUAAAAGAUUCUGUUUUUUCCUUCAUGCUUAGUAUUUGUUUUGUGCCAUACAUUUUCCAUGGUAAGGUUUGGCAUUUAACGUACAUGAAAAGUAGACACAUAUUUGCAAUCAUACUUGGUGAUGGGGAUUUCUUUAACAUUUUGAUUUUUUAUCAAUUUUAUUUUGGUGGAUAUAGCUGGAACUUUUCUCACAUGGUCAUGAUUACCUCAUUCCACUUAAUUUUGUGUGGUAUGCCUUCCUUAAUUGAACCAACGGUCAUCAGUUUGGUUGGUUUAUCUGACUAUCAUGAUUGUUUGAAACUCCUGGCUUUAUCCAGUGGAGAGGAAUUUGGAUUGUGGUUAUGUUCAAGUUUGGUUUAUGUGUUUAUAAGAUUGGCAGUAAUGGUUUUUAAACUUCGAGAACUUGCAGCUGUGACAAAAGCCUUGGGCGACAUGAGCAACUGGAGUAAAAUGAGGAAAGUAUGGCAUGCCAGCUAGCUCAUUUAUGCCCUCGCAAUGUGGGAAAUUACUUUGGCAGAGUGAGAUUCUACUACUUUUCUUA
Magnolia sinica is the source of this 1076-nucleotide messenger RNA. RefSeq lists its product as uncharacterized. The record is from RefSeq and is a predicted model, not a curated record. Bases 97 to 468 code for a protein of 123 amino acids. NCBI's taxonomy places the organism in Eukaryota, Viridiplantae, Streptophyta, Magnoliopsida, Magnoliales, Magnoliaceae. The transcript has 4 exons.